This is a messenger RNA of Baudoinia panamericana UAMH 10762, 339 nucleotides long. RefSeq lists its product as uncharacterized. Lineage: Eukaryota; Fungi; Ascomycota; Dothideomycetes; Mycosphaerellales; Teratosphaeriaceae. The record is from RefSeq and is a predicted model, not a curated record. Gene Ontology annotation, molecular function: protein binding. The transcript has 3 exons. The coding region runs from base 1 to 339 and encodes 112 amino acids.
AUGGCGAACCCCCUUCCGGUCCGCGUCAUUGUCACUGGCAACCUCUUCCCUCCCCACAAUGAUCGCUAUACCUUUUCUAAGACGGAUACUGUGCUGCAGGUGAAGCAGCGCAUCAGCGAAAUGGAGCGCGUCCCACCGGAGCGCAUGGAGCUGCACAAGAUGACCGGACAGCCCCCGUUCGGUUUGAUGAUGGCAGACCACCGCACCCUCGCCAGCUACGGAGUGCGGCCGGGCAAUGUUCUGCAGGUGUUUUUUUAUGUUCACGAAGACGGCGACGAGAUUUUUGUGCGCGCCAAGCGCCGCAAUGCGCACCCGCGCAUUAAUGCAGAUGAUUUUUGA